CGAAUAGGCUUGCAGCAGAAUGUGACUGCUGCACGAGACCACUAAUAGACUUGGCUUUCGAGCAUAGCGCUGACUUCAUAGUUUAGUUCGCUGUCUCUUGAUCCUUUUAUGGAUUCGGUGGCUCGGGGACUCCGGCUUGAUCUUGCCUCCAGCAUAUGUGUGGGAAAGCACAGCCUUGAUCAUCUGUGAAUCUUCCUGCGAACGGUAUACUUCCAUUCCUACCUACCUGCGAAUCCUACAAGCAACGCAAAGCAAAACUCAAGACUGAGCGAACACACCAGAGCAAGCAAGAUGGCUUCUGCCGAAUACUACCUAGGCAGUCAGGCGGUGCAACAAAACCAUAACCAGCACCCGCCUGCGCCAUACCCACAUCAUACGCCACCCCGACCGCAAUACCAAAAGCAACAGCAGCCCCUGGCGCAGUCAUGGAAGCAACAGCAGUACCCGACACCAUCUUAUGCGAACACUCCUCCGCCGUCAUACUCGCCACAUGCCCCUCAACAUGAGAAACAACAGAUGCAAACCUACCCUUCUACCCCUCCGCCGCAACAGCAGUAUCCUGGGCAUGGCUACCGAGGGGCAGCAGCACCAUACUUUCCUCCUCCGUCACAACAUAAUGGAAUGCUAGGGCCGCCGCUACAGCAUGUGCGCAGUCACUCGCAGCCCGCCGGUCGGGUACAAUUCGCAGACCAGGAGUCGACCGUGCUUGGUUCGGAAAGCGACUCAGACAGCGCCCCUUCGCAGCGCCGCAGACGCCGCCGCCGUCGAAGCCGCGACCGCAUAUGCGAUUACGAGCAUUCAAGGGACGUAGACCGCGGCUUCGACUACAGCGAUCGAGACUACGAACGGUCUCGCGGACAUCGAACCAAGUCGCAUCAGAAGAAGCAUGACAACAGAGACACAUUCCUAGGCGCCGGUGCUGGAGGUAUUAUUGGCGAUGUAAUCUUCCCUGGUCUCGGCACAGCAGCAGGUCUGAUCAUCGGAGGACUCGGCGGCAGAAAGUACGCGAAAGACAAGGAGAGGAGCCAAAGCGAAGAAGGCUGCCCGCACCGACAUCGAGACGCAUUCCGCGAGGGCAGAGAAGAAGGCCGCGAAGAUAGAGAGCACGGAAGACAUAGACACCGCAAUAUGUACUACGAGGGAAAGGAGGACAAGUGGAGAGAUAAAGCAAGAGAUUCGGGAUAUGGGCACUAUGACCUGAACUCUGAAGAGUAUGAGGGCCACAAACAUCGUGGGCAGCAUAGGAAGUACGGACAGCAGGGCUGGGAUAAGGGUAGUGCAACUUUCAAGAGCGGUACAGCUGUACGAUAGACAAUCUGAAGGCCUGGGGCCAUUCAAGACCGACAUGACCUAAUGAAUCAAUCACAAUUUCUCGAA
Molecule: messenger RNA, 1377 nt
Organism: Didymella exigua CBS 183.55
Lineage: Eukaryota; Fungi; Ascomycota; Dothideomycetes; Pleosporales; Didymellaceae
Exons: 1
Coding region: 292-1311 (339 amino acids)
Source: RefSeq, a predicted model, not a curated record